This is a messenger RNA of Brassica rapa (field mustard), 762 nucleotides long. RefSeq names its product glutathione S-transferase T3-like. NCBI's taxonomy places the organism in Eukaryota, Viridiplantae, Streptophyta, Magnoliopsida, Brassicales, Brassicaceae. The record is from RefSeq and is a predicted model, not a curated record.
AUGGAACCUUUCUCCCAACACUCUGCCGGGUUUGUUAAUCUAUUAGCUUCGCAGAGCAAUCAAGAAAUAGACGUUGACUCUGCUGAGGCUAAUGGUAACUCGCCCGGUUUAGUUAAGCCAUUGGACAGGAGAAAGUGGGGACCCAAAGAAGACCUUGUGCUCAUCAACGCUUGGUUGAACACGAGUAAGGAUCCUAUAGUCAGCAAUGAGCAGAAGGCAGGGGCGUUUUGGAAGAGAAUAGAUGAUUAUUUCAACUCAAGCCCUCAGCUCAUUGGCUCCGUUCCUAGAGAAUGGAGUCAAUGUAAGCAGAGGUGGAGAAGGGUUAAUGAGCAGGUGUGCAAGUUUGUGGGUUGCCAUGAAGCCGCUUUGAAGGAACAAGCGAGUGGUCAAAAUGAGAAUGAUGUCAUGAAAGCUGCACAUGACAUCUUCUUAAACGACUAUCAUGCCAAGUUCGUACUUGAACAUUGCUGGAGGGAGCUGCGGUUUGAUCAGAAAUGGAGAUCACACUCGUUGUCGAAAGAUGGUGCGAAGGAGAAGAGGAAGGAAGCAGGACCGGAGGUGGUGGCUGACGACGAAGAGGUUAGGCCUCCUGGUGUUAAGGCGAGCAAAGCAGCGAAGCGCAGGAAGCAUGGGAAUGAAGCAGCUUAUGAUCAAGUACAGAGCAUGUCUGAGAGUGCAGGUCACGGGUUGGAGUUAAGGUGUUGGAGGUCAGUAGUUGUUGCAGGUGAAGCCUUGUUGUUUGUUUGUCACGGGAUAGUGUAG